AUGCGAUUCAGCCCUGGUCCAGGUCCUUUGGAGGGGUUUCGCCAGCAGCUCAUCGAUCUGCCUGAUUAUCCUCACUGGAUGGACCAGGUUGCUGAGAAUAUUCGCGGAGAUUUUCACUUCACCAGCACGUGCGGCACUCCGUUUGGGAUUCUCUAUACACGCAAAGAUGAAGGUCGCGGCCGUGUCUACCACAUGCUGAACACCAACAGUACGACAAGUGCCAGCAGCGACCGAUGGGUUCUGACGAGCAACCCCAGGAAGCUCGAGCCGGACGAGUCACGAGACAUCGUUUGCAUAUUCCCUGAAGACUUUGUCCACUUCGUAGAAGUUGCCGAUCAACAAGCGCCUCGGGAACUUCCUGCCACGCUACCAGGCGUGUGGAUGCCUCUGAAGUCAGACUACCGGCUUACCAUCUCCGACCGCGAUUCAGCUCUUGCGGUUCGGUUCAGUAACCUGGCAGAGCAGUCAGCCAGCCAGGGCAACUGCAACUUUUUGACUCCGUCCAUUUUGGUCAGAUUUGACAACACAGACAUGCACUAUCCUGUCAAGUCGCUCCCUGCGCAAUGGACGACUUCUUUGCAUCCCACCAAUAACGGUGAUGAACCCUGGGUUCCAGUUGCGAACCAUGAAGUCAAGGAUGCCUUGGCCUUGUUCUCCUCCGCCGUCAACAAAAUCAAGAGAACUUCUGAAUACUCCGACCAGAUCCGCAGUCUGAAUGUCCGAAACAUUCCACUGGAUGCAAACAACCCGUGUCACAGUUGCUCACCUGAGCCAGCCAAGGUUCUUCAUCGCUGGGACGAGAACGGCAACAUCGAGCGCGUCGAAGAUGAGCAAAUGGCCGCACAGACUGAACGAGAUCUGCGGCAGCGACCGGCCCCAUACGAGAUUCAGGCCUGGCUAGAUCCAGACGUUGGAGGCGCCGGUCGGUUGAGCAUCCUCAGCUUCAGAAUCCUCCUCGGACCCGUUGCACUUGCGCAUCGAGCACUCGGUCACUUUCCCAAAGACAAGGACCUCAUGUCGACCUUUCUCCGUUCAACUCAAGGAACUGGCACUUUUGAUGUUCAAUUUGAGUUCUGGGACCCGAGUCUGAAGGAGUUGCGCCCGUUCAAGGAGAGCCUAGCCCCUGUCAGAGAGGGCGACUUCCCCUUGGACGUUGCGAGGCAACCCCCCAGCUUUGCUCGCAACGGCAUGGCUUUACGACGUGAUCAAUUGGAGGCUGUAAAGUGGAUGCUGAAGCGGGAACACGCCAACGACACAUUCAUCGAGAAGGAAUUCGAAGAGUGUCUCCUGCCGUCGGUCAAUGUGCGUCUGCAUGCAACGGCCAGCAUAGAGAAGCUCGCGCGUGGCGGCGUUCUGGCGCACGACAUUGGCUACGGCAAGACUAUCGUUACGCUUGGUCUUGUUGACAUCUCCACCGCCAAUCCUGAUAAUGAAGCCAGCUCCAUUCGGGAUCGGACGAUGUGGCUGGGCGACACCAGUCUCAUCCACCUCAAGGCGACAUUGGUUAUCGUCCCACCUCACAUUGUUGGCCAGUGGGCCAACGAGGCUGCGAAGUUUAUUGGAGUUGAUUCGAGACGUCACGGAAAUGGCCCUCUCACCAUUCACGUUAUCAUGAGACCUACGGAUGUCGUGCGAGAGAAACUGAUCGCGGCGGACAUCAUUAUCGUCAGCAGCACCUUCAUCAGUUCGGACAAGAAUAUGGAGAAGCUUGCAGCGGUGUCUAAGCUUCCGCCUAUCUACCACAAAAAGUCUUCCCUCAAGGGCCGGGACCACAAUGACUGGUACUACGAGGCCGUCGAGACCAUUCGACACUCAGGUUUUGACUUCGCCAACCCGGACAGCAUGAGCAGGAUGCAGCUCAAUACCGUUCUGCAGGGUCGACGUGAUACUACAAACGACUGGACCCAGCAGGCCGUAGAAAACAACGUGGGCCCUAGCGACCGAAAGACCCAACAGACUGCGCGAACAACUUCCAAGAAGAAAGUAUCGGGCCCGAGAUCUAGCGCCAAGGCCAAACCUGUUGUUUCCAUCGACAUACUGGAUGUCUUCAAAAAGGCCGAGCUUCUCGAGAUGUAUACCUUCCAGCGAGCCGUUCUCGAUGAGUUCUCAUACGAAAACACCCCUGUUACUACUUUCUUCCAGAACGCCGUUGCUUCAGCGAAAUGGGUUCUGUCCGGAACACCCCCCACGGCCGACCUUGGUCGGAUUUGCGAGAUCGGCAAGCUGAUCAAUGUCCACGUUGCUCGCGCUACGCCCUCUAUGCCGGCUUAUUUCCCGAACGUUACGAAUGGACCCCGAAUUUCAGAGCAGACCGACGCGGAGAAGUACUACAGCUACACAGAGCCCCUUUCUGCGCAGCUUGCUAUCGAGCGCCAUGAGCAGGCACAUCGCUUUGUUUCGCACCUCUUCCGCAAAAACAAGACGGAUGUAGACAAUCUGCAAGUCGAAGAAUACAUGUGCUUUACUCCCAUGCAGCCACAGGAGGCCUUUGUCUACCACCUGGUGCAGCAGCUGCUCUACGACGCCAAGUUCGAUGUCCAAGACAUGUCAUGCCACUUCGCGCUGUUGGUACAGGACCUGCUGAACAAAGAGAAGGCGGCCGGCUCUGGAUUGAAGGUCAAGGCCUCGGGAAAGUCGCUCUGGUCUGACGCCAUUGAUGCCCUACUUUUGCUUUCGUCCACUUCCGUCUCGUACAGCCAUUCUGGCCUUCAAGCCAUGAAAUGGAUCGGUGAAACGGACGAGCUUACUCUCAGUACACUGAGUUCACGCGCGUGCCGCGCAACUGCCAUGUACGUUGACCGUUGCUCCCAGAUAUUGGCCUCGCAGUUCGACCAGAUGGUCUAUCUUGCAAAUCUCAUCGAAAAGGACGACACUGAGCGCACUGCCACCUGGAAGGCCAAGCAAGAAGCAUACAUGGGCCAUAUGAGAGACAUCAUCGACAUAUUCAGGCAUGAUAAGGCGGAAGCCGUUGGCGACCGGCAAUGCCUCGUCUACAUCAAGAACGCCAUUAUUGACAAGGUCUCCCGCCCAGGAGGCCCAUACAAUCCAUCGGCGAGACGCGAUAUUUGGGAUAUCAAGACCUGGGCGGAGGAGGACGGUGGCCCUGCAGUCUUCGGUCCUGCCGAUUGGUGGCUUCUGAAAAAAGACGACGAUCUAUCCGUGGAGGAGCUCAAGACUCUCGUGCACCGCUGGGUUGAUUCCGCGGUCGAUGGCCAUGUCAACACAAAGGACGAUGCAAUCCGAAUCAUCCGAGCGAAGCAGCUCGACCCCAGCCAGCGACUCCACCAAGCGAUGGCACUCGGUAUUGGAUUAAAGAAAAACGACGUGGUUGACGACGCUCUUGUUCGUCUUGAGAAGCAUCUGGAUGGCAGCCUCGCAAAGGACGACUUUGAGUUUGGCGUAAAAUUGCCUCACCACCGACCCCGCAAGGGCCGAAAGGUCAAGCCCAGAGGACAGGAAAUCGAUGAGACACUCAACUGCUUCAUGCUGGUUAUCCAAAGCAUUCAAGCCGGCAUCAAGACCACGGUUGAAGCCUGGCGGCACCAAAUCUUCGUUUUGAAAGAAGACUGCCUUCAAAAAAAGCAGUUCAACGCCCACGACAAUCUUCCUCUCAAGUGCUUUGGAUGCCGCGACAUCAUCAAGGAAGCGCAGCGUGGGCUCCUGUCCAUCGCCUGUGGCCACACACUCUGCGCCAGUUGCCACGGUAAUUUUCAGGAUGGUGGUGCUCGCGUCUGCCCUGUUGAAGGUUGCCAGGCAUUUAGCCAGGGGUCAUUUGCGCCCUGGGAUACAUUGUUGGCCAAGGGCAACAACGAAAUCGACACAGAUUUGGAAGCAGUGCCGAGUUCCAAGAUUCUGGAGAUUGAGAACAUCAUUCUUGACGAGGUCGGAGAUGACGAGAAGGUUCUCAUCUUUGCUGCCUAUGCCGGCAUCAAGUCAGAAAUCCAUACCCAGCUGUUCGACGGUGUAGACGAUUCUAUCGGAGUUUACAUGACGGAUGGUGGAGACCAAGACUCUCAAACCAUCGACUCCUUCAAGAAACACCAAGGAAAAGCCGUUCUAAUCCAGAGCCUCAUGUCCUCAGAGUCUGCCGGAACCAACCUGACCGAGGCCAAUCAUGUGAUCUUCGCCGGUGUUCUCUUCACGGACUCGGAUAACUACACGAUGUACAUGAACCAGGCCAAGGGCCGCGUGAUUCGACAAGGCCAGACCCGCAAGGUGGCCAUAUACCACCUCGUAUCGCCGGGAACGUUGGAGUUCGACAUUUUCAAUCAGAGACAGGGCGGCCGAAUCCGCGAUUGGGGCCACCCACAUGGCCGGAUCCGCCUUCCGGUCUCAGACGAUGCUCGUGUCGAUCCGGCAUACCCCCUACGAUACCGCCCUUAUCUUGAGGAGUCCGCAGUUGAUAAGCUUCUUCGAUCCGUCGAGUUUGAAGAGUUUGAGGGCUAA
Colletotrichum graminicola M1.001 is the source of this 4446-nucleotide messenger RNA. RefSeq names its product DNA repair protein RAD8. The transcript has a single exon. The record is from RefSeq and is a predicted model, not a curated record. Gene Ontology annotation, molecular function: ATP binding; ATP-dependent chromatin remodeler activity. Lineage: Eukaryota; Fungi; Ascomycota; Sordariomycetes; Glomerellales; Glomerellaceae. The coding region runs from base 1 to 4446 and encodes 1481 amino acids.